UCUCAGCUUCAAAUGUUGAGAACUAUGUGUUGAUGUGUUAAAUCCAUUGCAUAAAAUACAAUAAUAUUAUAUAUAUCGGAUCAUAAGCAACUUAAGAUAGCAACACAGUGAAUAUUCCACUUGCUCUUGGUUAAAGUCAGUUAAAUCUAGCUAUUAUUGGCUAGCAAGUGACUCAGUACUACUCAACUCCAAAGGGUUUGCAGCUCUGCCAGUUGUAGACAUACAUUUACAGAUGAAAAAUGAAUUUGUCAGAACCACCUGAAAGAUAGUGAAUUUCGGAUUAAUUUUAAAUUUAGAUCACACUUCGGACAAGUAAGAUGUGUUAGUCGAUAAGAUAAGAUGCUGGCCUUGGGCAGAACCGUCACCGUGGGCGCCUUUUCCGCCCCCGUCCUCUCCAUUCGCCUGGCCACCUCAACGAAAACGAAAACAAAAACAAACGUACACAAACAGCCCCAAACAGAUGUUCGCUUCCUGUUACGCAAUUUCGGCAAAUUGGCGCAAAAUUCAAUAACGCCGUCCAGUACACCGCCGGCGGCAGUGGGAAGAGCAACACGUGAAGUGACGGAUCAGCAGCAGAUAAUCAGGCGCUUCCACAACUCUGCAGGCGGAAACUCUAGGUAUUCGGCCAGCACCAUCAUGACAUCCUACCACAAGGAGCUGCUCCUCACGGACUACGACAUAAUGGGCUUCGAUCUGGAUAGCACCCUUUUGCGCUACAAUCUCCACGAGAUGUCUGCGCUGAUCUAUCAGGUCCUGAAGCAGUUUCUCGUAGAGCAGAAGGGCUACGACAGGGAUCUACUCUCUCAAUCGCUCAACUUAGACUUCCUGCAGAAGGGGCUGUUCCUGGACGGACCGCGUGGCAAUGUUCUGAAGCUAAGCAGCGAGGCCCAGAUCCUGCGAGCCACCCACGGCACGCGUCUACUGAGCGACGCAGAAGUUCAAGCCAUCUACGGUCGAGAUCGAAGGUGGGAAAUCACCACUGCCUUUUACAGGGAUCCCCUGUCCACUUGGAAUGGCGCCGCCUCGACGCAAAUGCGCUCGCUCUUGGAUUAUUUUGAUAUGCCCAGUGCUUUGGUCUUUGCCCAGGCAGUGGAUCAGGUUGAUAGGGAAAAGAAGCCAUCGGCAGGAGAGGAGUAUCAGGUGUGGCAAGAUGUGCAGGCGGGCCUGAUGAACAUCUAUAGUCGGGAUCACUUCACCAACGACAAGAGUCUCUAUUUUAAAAGCAUGCGAGCGGAACCGGAAAGAUUUGUGCUCCCAACAAACCCUAGCGUGAUGAACUGGCUUGGGGAACUGCGAAAAUCCGGCAAGAAGCUCUUUUUGCUCACUGGCUCCAACGUGGACUUUGCCAAUUUGACAGCCACGCAGGCGCUGGGCCAGGACUGGCGCAAAUACUUUGAUUUCGUGGUGACCUACGCCAAGAAACCGGGUUUCUUCACCAUGCAGCGUCCUUUCAUGCACGUGGAUGUGGGGAAACUGGCGGAACUGCCGCAAGAGGCUAAGGACAUACAGGCGGGCGAGAUCUACUCCCAGGGCAACUGGCACCAGCUACACGCCGCCAUGGCUGGAAUGCUCCGGAAGGAGCCGUCUCAGGCUAAAGCACUGUACUUCGGCGAUAACAUAAUCCAGGAUGUUUAUACACCGGUCAAACACCGCGACUUUGAUGCCGUGGCCAUAGCCGAGGAGCUGCUUCUGGAGGAUGGUAAGUAUCCGUAUGCUGCCGAGUUGGACUCCCAGCUGUGGGGCCCGUACUUCGCUCUGGACUGCACACCCACUCUGUGGUCCAGCUUCAUUAGCAGCUAUGCCCAGUUGUGCGUGCCCUCGGUGGAGCAAGUGGCGCAGACUGCACCAGAUAAGCGAAUCAUUUGCCAUAAUCCGUAUGGCUUCAGUCCGCGGCUGCCCAAGGAGCUGGAGACUGUGCAGCUGAAGAGCUCCUGGCGUGGAUAGGCGCUCUGCUAUCAUUUUCUCCCUGGAGUCAAUAAACGACCUGCGGACACGAGGCGCGAUAACGCUUCUAUCAGUUGAAGCGUCUUACAAAAUCAUACGUACAAACCAUUAUAUUUGAUAAAAGCAAUAAAAACCGCGAGACUCUGAAUUAUUCAAUUUAGCCUUACAGUGUACUCCAUAGCAAUACGAUUUUCCACACUUAGGCUUAGAACUAUUUUAAUUUCCUUUUACAAAUUUUCAUGUCAAUAGCUAAUUCUUUCGUAAUAUGUACACUGUAAUAUAUUUUAUUACAUUUGUGACAUUCGUGGUCUUGGACAAUGUCCAAUAAAAGUAUUGGCACAAUAAACAACUAACUUCCACUGCUAAAAAUUUAAGAAGCUAUUUAACAUAAACGUUAGCUCAAUUUAAUGUAUAAGCUUACAUUUAAAAGCAUAAGUUACUAAUUUUGUAAGCCUACGUGUUUUAUAAUGAUGCGAUGCAUGUAUCUUUAUGCCUCAUUUGAAAAAUCUGAGAAUUCACGAUGUACAGAUAAUUGCAUGUGUAGGAACAGAAACUAAAACAAAUAAAGCGGUUGUGCAUCAUCAUAA
This is a messenger RNA of Drosophila erecta, 2531 nucleotides long. RefSeq names its product 5'-nucleotidase domain-containing protein 1 (gene Nt5a). The transcript has a single exon. NCBI's taxonomy places the organism in Eukaryota, Metazoa, Arthropoda, Insecta, Diptera, Drosophilidae. The record is from RefSeq and is a predicted model, not a curated record. Gene Ontology annotation, molecular function: 5'-nucleotidase activity. The coding region runs from base 340 to 1944 and encodes 534 amino acids.